AUGCGUCUUCUCUCAAUUCUCGCGCUUGUAUCUUCCACUGUCAUCGGACAGGCUGUCGCACACGGCUACGUUCCCCUUUUGAGAAUAAAUGGAAAAGACAUACCUGGGUGGGAUGUCACCAAAGAUCCAUAUACUACUCCUCAGCCCUUGAGAGUUGUCCGGGGCACCAAGCUCGAUAGUGGUUUCAUCACAAACGUCACAUCUCGCGACAUCACCUGCUCCAUUGGCAAUCAGAAACUUCCACCCGGACCUAUUCAGGCAAAUAUAUCGGCAGGCGGGACGGUUCAAGUGCUAUGGAACACUUGGCCCCUUGGACAUUACGGUCCUGUAUUGAACUACAUGGCUAAGUGUCCAACGAACGACUGCUCAACGUUCAAAGGAGAUACCGGAUCUCCAUGGUUUAAGAUCCAACAAGACGUCUAUUCUAAUGGUAUAUGGGCAUCCGAUAUUUUGGCCAAGAAUAAUUAUACGUACAGUGUUAGGAUCCCAAAUAAUAUUUCUUCAGGCAGCUAUCUCCUCCGUCACGAGAAUCUAGCUUUGCAUGCAGCAUCGAGUCAAGGAGGCCCUCAAUUCUAUCCCGUUUGCAUACAACUUACAGUUACCGAUGGAAGAAGCCUUAACCCAUCCGGGUUAAACUUCCCUGGUGCAUACAAGGCAACUGACCCUGGUAUUCUGUUUAAUGUCUACCGUAGGGAUGCCGCUAACCAGGAAAGCAUAUGUUCACCAGGGGGACCGGUUUACGCCGGCUUAACGUGA
This is a messenger RNA of Psilocybe cubensis, 756 nucleotides long. RefSeq lists its product as uncharacterized. Lineage: Eukaryota; Fungi; Basidiomycota; Agaricomycetes; Agaricales; Agrocybaceae. The record is from RefSeq and is a predicted model, not a curated record. The transcript has 10 exons. The coding region runs from base 1 to 756 and encodes 251 amino acids.